GCCCUCGCUUGGACUUAUGUUGUCCGAUGAUUCAGAUGGAGAUGUUCCACUACUCGAGAAGAUAAAAAAGAACCCCAAUCGCUCCAAUUUACUUGUGGAAUCGCCUAAGGACAUAUCAAUGGAUUAUUCACCCACCACUGAAGGAUUGGAUCUUGGAAACAUGGAGGGUCCCUUUGGGGAGCAGCCAAUGGUCGCCGAUCAGAAAGAUAACGAGCGCAACGAAAUUAGAGACGAGAUAAAAUCAGGGAAAGACGACCAGAUCUUAUCGUCGUUAGGCGGCAAAGCAUCAACAGCCCCGGAACUCACCCUUGAUACCAAUCGGCUCCAGGAAAGCAUUCGCAAGGCAUCCUCUUCCGGCAACUCAAAGCCAAAGUCCGGAGUACCAAGACCAAUUCUACCAAAUAACACGUCACAGUUGCCUUCUCUUGGUCAGAAUACAAGCACGCAUGAAGAUGUAUCCAUGGACGUCGAUGGGGAUGACCCACUUCCGAACCCCGUUGAAUUUAUAAGAAAUGCUUUGUCGGAUACGGUGAUCUCCCCGGCCACACCUAUUGACACAUCGUCUUGGGAGCCCAUACGCCUAGGCUUGCAAUCGAAGGCAGGUAUAGAUUGGCUUUGCCAAGGGCGACUACAGAAUGCAACUCAGGAGUUUGAGCCACCUGGCUUUAAAUGGAUCCGAAGAAAAGACUUCGAAAUCAAGUCCUUACGGGCUGUUUCACAACUACCGAUCCUCCGGUAUAACUAUAGGCCAUCUCAACAUGCGAUUUUCUCAGGAUCAGAGCGCAAUGACCAGGGAAUAUUGGACGCUUUCACUCAAUACCUGUCACAAAACAAUCUACUAUACCCUAAUCCUCUAAAGUGUGGCAUUGCAGAUACCGGCUACCCAGAAAGCAAGCUUUGCUUCUAUCCGUCUCAGCCAUCAUUCGCUGCAAGUUUUCUUAGCGUCCCCAAGGAACCAGAGCUACGCCAAGGACCCAUCCAUCUUUUAAUAACCGUUUUGCAUCUCGGUCGGGGAAAGCAGCAAGUCUAUCCUUCCCCAUCACUCAAAAUUCGUCCCAAAUAUGAUAUUUUUGGGUCUGUUUCUAGAUUGGGAUCGCCAUGGAUACAGAGGGGGUUGAGAAUAUUAAACUUUCCAGACGAACUGAAGGCCUUCCUCAAGCAACGGCCAGGGGGUGCCUAUACUCUUUUCACGAUGGAGAAUUCCAACUUUAGGACGAAGCCUUUGUCAAAAAUUGAAGAAAAACAGCCGAUACAACAAACCUUUGAGCAAGGACUAGGUGGCGUCCUUACAUUUACAACGCGAGGAAUACUGGAGAGUCAUAGUCGUUUCCGAGACAUCCUGGACUGUGUCACCAAAUCGGACGUUUGGAUGGCAUACAUCUCCCCUUUAGUUGUCGGUUGGAUAUAUCGAGCCUCCUUUGAGGGUCCAGAUGAAAGCGAUAUCAAGCUCGGAAAACUGGAACUUACCCCCACACCUCCGAAUCCUUGGAAGACUGAUGACCUAGCGCGGUGGUUUGACCAUACCUCGUCCUUAUCGCAUCCAGAAAUAGCUCUCAAGAGUCAAGAAGACAUCGACGAAGCAAUCUUGGCCUAUGCGGAGGGGGCAUUAGAUGAGUUGACAGAAUCACCCCCUCGCAAGCCUGAGCUACA
This is a messenger RNA of Acaulospora colombiana, 1650 nucleotides long. The record is from the annotation of a GenBank genome assembly. Lineage: Eukaryota; Fungi; Glomeromycota; Glomeromycetes; Diversisporales; Acaulosporaceae.